UUAAUGGGAUGGCUGAUGAACGAAGAGCAACGCCAAACUGUUGUGUCUGUGGUCGGGAUGGGAGGAUCGGGGAAGACUACUCUAGUUGCAAGGACUUUCAAAGAUGAAAUUGUAAAGAGACAUUUUGAAUGCUAUGCGUGGAUUACUGUUUCCCAGUCUUAUGUGAUUGAAGACUUACUUAGAAGAUUGAUCAAAGAAUUCCAUAAAGCAAAGAAGGAAGAGGUCCCUGCAGACAUGAAUGCCAUGAGUUAUAACGAAUUGCUGGAGAUUUUGGUGAACUACUUGGAGACUAAAAGGUACCUAGUUGUAUUGGAUGAUGUGUGGGAUGUCCACCUUUGGGAGAAAAUAAGGUUUUCAUUUCCAGAUAAACAACUUGGAAGUCGAGUCAUGCUUACAACUCGAAGAGAAGACAUAGCAUCCUCUUCUUUUGGAGUUGAAUGCCAUGUUCACAAGAUUCAACCGCUGGAAAGGGGUGAUGCGUGGGAGCUCUUCAGCAUGAAAGCAUUCUCAAGUUACCCUAACAAAUCUUGUUCAACAGAAAUUCUGCCAUUAGCUCGGGAACUUGUGGAGAAGUGUGAAGGCCUACCUCUUGCGAUCGUAGCCUUGAGUGGUCUUAUGUCUUCUAAGAAGUCACUUACAGAGUGGAGCAAAAUCUACAACAGCUUAAAUUGGCAUUUAACAAACAAUCCUUUGCUAGAACCUAUGAAGAGCAUCUUGUUGUUUAGUUUUAAUGAUUUGCCAUACCGACUGAAACAAUGCUUUCUAUAUUGUUCCCUUUUCCCUGAAGAUCAAGUGAUCGUAAAUAAUAGGCUCAUCACAUUGUGGAUUGCUGAAGGAUUUGUUGAACAUGUCGAAGGGCUCACGCCAGAAGAAGUUGCAAAUAGCUAUUUUAUGGAACUCAUUUUUCGUAACAUGCUACAGCAAAGGUUUCGAGGACCCCGCCUAGCAUGUAAGAUGCAUGAUCUUUUGCGGGAGAUUGCUCUGUCUAUAGCAAAAGAAGAAAAGUUUUGCGCUGUACAUGAUGGGAGUGAAACAAUGGAAGAAACUGGGGCACUCCGUUUGUCAAUUCAAACAACUAAUGGAGAAAUUGGAUCAUGCACAGGUAUAUCACGGCUUCAUUCGUUUUUCGUCUUUGCCACUGGUGUAUCCUCAUUCUCUUUCCCAAAUAAAUUACCUUUUGACCUUAAAUUGUUGAAGGUUCUAGAUUUGGAGGAUGUCCCAAUUGAUAAUCUGCCAGACAAUCUAACGUCCUUAUUUAAUUUAAAAUAUUUAAAUUUGAGUGGAACUUCAAUUACAGAGCUUCCGGAAUCCAUUGGACAACUCGGCAACCUUCAGAACUUGGACAUCAAGGGGACAAAAAUAGAGGCACUUCCAAGAGGGAUUUCCAAGUUGCUAAACUUACGCAAUUUACUUACGGGCAGGUUCAUUUCCGGAAAUGUAAUUUGUACUGGGGUAAGAAUACCAUCAAGUAUUAGUAAGAUGAAGAAAUUGCAGUAUUUGGGAUGUACUAAAUCCGAAGGAAAUAUCAUUAGACUUAUUAGAAAUAUGACCCAGCUUAAGGCCCUUGGCAUUUCAAAUGUGAAAGAAAGAGACGAGGAGGACCUAUGUGCCUCAAUUCAAGAGAUGAAGGUCCUUUCCUACUUGAGUUUAUUUGUAGCAGAUGGAGAGGAAUUUCUUCGAGUUGAGGUAUUGUCUUCACCACCUCCCUACCUUGAUACACUUGGCUUGGUCGGCAAACUAGAAAAGGUACCACAUUGGUUUUGUUCACUCCACACUCUCACAUAUUUGUAUCUGUAUGGGUCUAGACUUGAAGAAGAUUUUCUACCUCAUAUUGAAGCAUUAACCUCUUUACAUUUUCUUUCCCUUCAUGAUGCCUCUGUUAGGGAAGAGUUAUGUUUCAACAGAGGCUUUGUGAAGCUUCGGUAUUUGCGGUUGUAGAAUUUCGCAUUAUUAAAUAAGAUAAGUAUAGAAAAAGGGGCAAAGCCAAAUCUCGAGUUCUUAGACAUUCAAAGUUGCAUGACGUUAGAAACAUUGCCACAAGGUAUUGAGCACCUUACUAAACUACAAGGAUACAGAUUUGAUAAUGUUUCAGAGAAGUUU
Molecule: messenger RNA, 2100 nt
Organism: Prunus avium (sweet cherry)
Lineage: Eukaryota; Viridiplantae; Streptophyta; Magnoliopsida; Rosales; Rosaceae
Source: RefSeq, a predicted model, not a curated record